Molecule: messenger RNA, 1720 nt
Organism: Thecamonas trahens ATCC 50062
Lineage: Eukaryota; Apusomonadida; Apusomonadidae
Product: 26-29kD-proteinase
Exons: 2
Coding region: 24-1712 (562 amino acids)
Cellular component (GO): lysosome
Molecular function (GO): cysteine-type endopeptidase activity
Source: RefSeq, a predicted model, not a curated record
CGUGACUUUACCAACCAUCAGCAAUGCAGGUUGUGCUUGUUGUUAUGGUUGCGCUUUGCGCCAUUGCCAGUGCCACAGCUGUGCACAAGACGCCCAUGGCUCCGCCCGAGCAGUACUACGUUGAGCUCGAGGUGACGAUGCCGACGUUCCCGAUCGCCAAGGAGAAGAUCGAGAUCUGGUAUGACGGCAAGAGCGGCAACGAGUACGUGUCGUACGACGACGACCUCGACGCCAACGUGUUCAUCACCCAGGACGGCCACCAGCGUGCGUACCAGAUCUCGCCGCAGGGCACUUCUGCCGACGACGUCAAGUACACGUGCAUCACGUCGGGCAUCAACCUCUCGCCGUUCAUGUUCUCGGCCUUCCCGUACCAGCUGGAGAAGUUUGCGUACAAGCGGACCGAGUCGCUGGGAGGUGUGUCGGCUGACGUCUUUGUCUUUAACGACCCGCCGGCCGGCUUCCCCGACGCCAUCAACAACAUGACGUACUGGGCCGACGCGUCAACUGGCGCGCCGCUCAAGUACGAGGUCAUGGGCUACUACGGCCAGGCCGAGAACUACCUCAACGGGCCCAACUACGACUACUUUGUGACGACGUUCUCCAACUACAAGCCCAACUACGUCAACGCGUCCAAGUUUGCCCUCCCCAAGAUCUGCGCCGCCGACUCGGUCGUCGUCUCGCCGUCAGUCGCCUCGCCGCGCAUGGUCGCCUCGCGCUUCCACCUCGCUGCCGUCGACUCGCACGACAUGCUUGUCGAGUACAAGGCCGCGGCCGGGCGGUCGUACGCGCACGACUCUGAGGAGCAUGUGGCGCGCAAGGCCUCGUUUGCGCGCAACCUCGCGCAGAUCCACCUCCUCAACAACGAGCACAACACGGCGCGGUUCGGGCUCGGCAACUUUGGCGACUACCACGCCGACGAGCUCAAGGCGCUCCGCAUGCCGGCGACCAAGCGCGGCACGCUCGACGCCGACGCCAUUGUGUACAAGCCCAAGACCAAGUCCAUCGCCGAGCUGCCCAAGGCCGUCGACUGGCGGACCAAGGGCGCGGUUGGCCCGCUCAAGGAGCAGGGCCUUGUGGGCACUUGCUGGUCGUUCGGCUCGGCCGAGGCCCUCGCCACGGCGUUCUUCCUCAAGCACGGCCUGCAGGACGGCAAGUUUGUGCAGUUCUCGGAGCAGGCUCUCAUCGACUGCUCGUGGGCGUACGGCAACCAGGGCGUGAACGGCGGAACUGCCAAGGGUGCGUACAAGUACGUCGAGGCCGCCGGCGGCCUGCCGACCGAGGACGACUACCCGUACCUCAUGAACGACGGCAUCUGCCACAACAAGGGCCCGUGGAACCUCACCAUGUCGCACCACGAGGACAUCACGCCGUUUGACCUCCACGCCACCCUCGACGCCGUCGCCAACCACGGCGGCCUCGCCAUUGCCGUCGACACCACCCCGGCCGUGUGGACCUGGUACCACUCGGGCGUCGUCUCGGUCAAGGGCUGCAACCCGGUCUCGCUCGAUCACGAGAUCAUGCUCGUCGGCUACGAGAUCCAGGACGACCCGCUCAACCCGGUCUUCAUCGUCCGCAACUCGUGGUCCCGCGAAUGGGCACCUACACCGCCAACGCCCGCAACGCCGACGGCGGUGGCUACAUGUACAUCACCCACGACUCGCACUGCGGCGUCACCACCUCGGCCGUCCUGCCGUUUGUCAACUAAGCUGUAAAUGACCGC